AGCUCAAAAAUGAGUUGGAGGAAAAUGUAGACUUAGACAGGCUACAAUCACUCUGUUCUAAGAAUGAAUCGUUGGAGAAAGACCUGCAGACCCUGAAGACAGAGCUCGAAGACAGACAAUCAGAGACAAAACUGAUGAAGUCAUGAAGCUCCGUGCUGAGAAACAUAGGAGCACAGAAAAUGAAAAGGAACUGCAAACCAUGAAGCUGAGGAUUGAGGACAAGAAUAAAGAGCUGAAUGAUGAACUAGCUGAAGUUCAACAUCAGCUCAGGGAACAGCAGCAGAAGAAGAAGGAUGCUGAGAUAACCGUAGAGACACUGAAGAAAGAGCUGGAAACCAACAGUAAAAAGGUCAAAGAUCUAGAGGCUGAAGUUCUUGAGCUCCGUGCUGAAAAAGUUAAGAGGUGGGCAGAUAAGGAGGAGCUACAGACCACACAGAGGAAGUUUGAAGCUAAUAAUAAAGGGCUGAAUGAUGAAGUAUCAAAACUAGAACAUCUGCUUAAUAAAGAGAAGCAGAGGAGGAGCGAUACUGAGAUGGAAGUGCAAUCCCUGAAAACAAAGGUGGAGACCAAUGAAAAAGAAGUUUGA
Molecule: messenger RNA, 586 nt
Organism: Oreochromis niloticus (Nile tilapia)
Lineage: Eukaryota; Metazoa; Chordata; Actinopteri; Cichliformes; Cichlidae
Product: BICD family-like cargo adapter 2
Exons: 7
Coding region: 143-586 (147 amino acids)
Source: RefSeq, a predicted model, not a curated record